UGUAUUGCCCUCCCUUUCCUGAACCACCACUAUCUUCAAUAGAGAAGACGCAGAAGAGUUUAGUGAUCUAUCAUGCAUGAAGUGAAGAAUGGAAACGUAUCCGCGUCAUCGUCUCCACCGACGCCACCGACGCCACUCCCCAUUAGUAUAGGAGCCUUCGACCAAAAGUACCUGUUUUCACCCUCUCCGACUCCGUCACCGCCGUUCUCGCCACCACUUUCCAGCCAUGGUUCCGCUGAAAGCCUCUCACUUUUGCACCAUCACCCGACCUUGAUCCAAGCUCGAAUUACUUCAGCUUUUUCACUGGACCGUAAAGACCUCGAUGAAUAUCACCAUAAAAGUCCAUCAUGCCUUUGGGAUCUGUUGGAAUGGUUGGUGCAAAAAUGCUGCAGUUGCUGUUUCUAAUUCCAUGGAUGCAUAUCAGUCAUUCCAAGUCAAAUCUCACUUCUUCAGGGCAGAGCC
Molecule: messenger RNA, 462 nt
Organism: Hibiscus syriacus
Lineage: Eukaryota; Viridiplantae; Streptophyta; Magnoliopsida; Malvales; Malvaceae
Exons: 2
Coding region: 73-405 (110 amino acids)
Source: RefSeq, a predicted model, not a curated record